Messenger RNA from Miniopterus natalensis, 2636 nucleotides. The record is from RefSeq and is a predicted model, not a curated record. NCBI's taxonomy places the organism in Eukaryota, Metazoa, Chordata, Mammalia, Chiroptera, Miniopteridae.
AUGGUCUGCCCAUACACUGGAUUUUAUGCCCAUGAAAAGGAAUGGCAUUCUGCCACGUGCUACAUUAGUAAGCUGGAGAGGCCCAGCUCCAUGAAGGAGGAGGUUGGCCAGGCCUGGGGAGGCACAGCGCCCGCGCGGCUCACCGCGCAUCUCCUUCCCUCCUUGGUGCCCGCUUCCCGCGCUUCCUCUCGCCGGGCCGCAGGGGACAGCUUCGUGGUGUCUGCGUACGCGAGUGGCCGCAAAGGCACGGUGGAGGCAGAGCGGCGCGGCGGCGUGGAGCACCGCGCGCGGGACAAGCAGGAGCUUCUCAGUGGGGACCCCAAGGAGGGACCUUUCCGGGAAGACCAGUGUCCUCUAGAGGUGGCACUCCCCCCAGAGAAGGCUGAGGGUCGAGAAGGUACUGGACAGCUCUUCAGUGCGGAUGAUGUUGAAAGAGCUGCAAACCGUGAGGGCCCACGAGGCCUGAGCAAGAAGCGCCUGAACAUCGACGCACUCCAAUGCGAUGUCUCGGUGGAGGAGGACAACCGCCAGGAGUGGACCUUCACCCUCUAUGGCUUCGACAACAGUGGGAAGGCCACCAGGGAGGACAUGUCCAGCCUGAUGCACACCAUCUACGAGGUCGUCGACGCCUCAGUCAACCACUCCUCUGGUAGCAGUAAGACCCUCCGUGUGAAGCUGACUGUCAGCCCCGAGCCCUCCAGCAAAAGGAGGGAGGGUCUCCCCACCAGCCAGGACCGAGAACCCACUCGCUGCCGGACAGAGGGUGAGAUCUCCGAGGACCCCAGGGUGGCCGACAGGAGGCUAUCUGCUCACAUCAGGAGGCCCAAUGCUGACCCCCACCCCUGCCCUGUGAGGGGGCUGUACUGCGUGGAUGAGAACACUGAGCGGAGGAACCACUACCUGGACCUGGCCGGAAUAGAGAACUACACAUCUAAAUUUGGACCUGGGUCCCCGCCAGCACAGGCCAAGCAGGAACACCAGGGCAAGGCCUCGCACCCCCCGAGCAGGUCUCGCUCCCAGGAGUCAGAUGCACACACUGUGUACAACCGCAGGUCCCAGGUGCUGGCUGACCACGUCCUGCUGGCCGGCGAGCCCACUGCCCGAGCCCUGGAUGUGCAGCCCCGGCUGAAGGGGCAGGAAAAGCAGUUCCUCAAGUCUCCCAAGGGCUCUGGCAGGGCGCCCGGGGUGCCCAGUGGGGGCGUGCCCAUUGGGGGCAAGCUCGGGAGGGUCUUCAGCUACCACCCGCCAGCUCCCUUGCCCCAGGCCCCCCAGGACGGCCACCACCUCCCACAGCCCCCGCCGCAGCCCCCGCCUCAGCCCUACGGCCACAAGCGGUACCGGCAGAAGGGCAGGGAGGGCCAUUCACCACUCAAGGCCACGCUGGGCCAGCCUGCGGUAAUGGAGCAUGAGGUGGUGCGGGACCUGCCGCCCAUGCUGGUGGGGGAGGGCUACUCAGUGCCCGUGGUCCAGCGCCACGAGCACCACCACCACCACGAACACCACCACCACCACCACUACCACCACCACCACCCGUCCUAGCGUGCACGUCCCGACCCAGCUGCCCCUGCCGGCCGGGAGCCUGGCUCCAGGUCUUCGGUGUGGGCAGCUGCAGUGGCACCAGGUGGACACUCGUGGAGAAGGCCCUUCGCUCUUCCUCCGCUCUCCUUUCCUCCGCACUCUUGAUGGAUGUCAUGUUGAGAUGCACAUGUUUGAUGCCACUGACUUUUCCCAGUUAUGAAGUGAUUCUGUGUAACCCAUAAAAGCAUAUGUAAGCAUAGAAAAGUACCAUUGUAUCUUUCAUUUAUGACCCCAAAAUGAGCCUCGUGGCGUAGAAGGGACGCUACUCAGAUGACUUUUGCAUUUUUCUCAUGGUGCCUCAAGCUUUGGGUGCCUUGGACUGAGACGUGCAGGUGGCGAGGCCUUGGUGUUACGUAGCCGAGUGAACGUACAGCGUUGCAGCUCUCACGUAAUUGUUCAUUCUGAAGCCCAAGGUGGCGUUCAUUCUGAAGGUGGUGUUGGGGAGCGGCUGUUCCUCGGUGCGCUACGUGUGCAAUGGUGAGUUCUGCUCCACACCGAGCGCGAUCAUAACAGAAGGGCAGCCACGGAGGCAUGAGGUGUGCCUCAAACAGUGGUCGAAAAAUUCGAGAGGUGAUACAAUUAGAGCAGAAAAGGGCACAGGUGGGGUGGGUCUGGCACCAGCAUCUUAAAUGGACACAGACAUGGAGAGCAGGGCCAGGGCAGGUGGUAGGUUCACCCGAAACACAUACAGUUCGCAGGACAGGUGGCAGGACGCUUGUUCUCUGGGCUCACAUAAGCCAUCAUAGUGCUCGCUCACAGCUUCUGUGAUGCCCACCUGUGGAAAACUAUGAUGAUCCCUCUGGAAGGGUCAGGAAAAGGGGUAGUGAUGGUGUCUGGGGGUCAUGGGACCUUGGCUGGCAGCAUCCCCCUGUGGCAGAACCCUGCUGCUCCUUCCAUCCGACAUGAGCAAGUGGACUUCCUGGCAACUUGAGGGUUUGUGCAGGUGAUUUUGCAUUCACCUUCUUGGAACUGUUUUUAAGAAUCAGCAAACUGGUGAUUGACUUGUAACUGAGUUUUCCAUCCCCUGGCAUAAUAAAAAUACGUGCAUUUUGUAAUAA